GGGGCCGAGGCUGCAGCGGGGCCUUCUGUGCCGCUGCAGGUCCCGGAGGACUUCAUCUCUCGGGAGCUCUUCGACACCAUCCAGGUGUACGUCAUCACGAAGCCCGAGCUGCAGAACAAGCUGAUCACCGUCACAGCCAUGGAGAAGAAGCUGAUUGGCUGCCCUGUCUGUAUUGAGCACAAGAAAUACAGCCGAAAUGCCCUGCUCUUCAACCUGGGCUUCGUGUGUGAUGCCAGAGCCAAGGCCUGUGCCCUGGAGCCCAUCGUGAAGAAGCUGGCUGGCUACCUCACCACCCUGGAGCUGGAAAGCGGCUUCAUCUCCAAUGAGGAGAGCAAACAAAAGCUGGUUCCCAUCAUGACCAUCCUGCUGGAGGAGCUGAACGCCAAAGGAAAGUGCACCCUGCCCAUAGAUGAGUCGAACACCAUCCACCUGAAGGUGAUUGAGCAGCGCCCGGACCCCCCCAUCGUGCAGGAGUACGAUGUCCCUGUCUUCACCCAGGACAAGGAUGACUUCUUCAAUUCCCAAUGGGAUCUCACCACGCAGCAGAUCCUGCCCUACAUCGACGGCUUUCGGCACGUCCAGAAGAUUUCAGCAGAAGCAGACGUGGAGCUGAACCUGGUGCGCAUUGCUGUGCAGAACCUGCUGUACUACGGGGUGGUCACACUCGUCUCCAUUCUGCAGUACUCCAAUGUCUACUGCACCACACCGAAGGUCCAGGACCUGGUGGAUGACAAGUGUCUCCAGGAGGAGUGCCUGUCCUAUGUCACCAAACAAGGGCACAAGCGAGCCAGCCUCAGGGAUGUAUUCCAGCUGUACUGCGGGCUGAGCCCUGGCACCACGGUGCGAGACCUCAUCUCCCGCUACACCCUGCAGCUCCAGAGGGUGGACGAGAGGAGGCUGAUCCAGUUUGGAUUGAUGAAGGGCCUUAUCCGGCGGCUCCAGAAAUACCCGGUGAAGGUGACCCGGGACGAGCGGAGCCACCCAGCCCGGCUGUACACGGGCUGCCACAGCUACGACGAGAUCUGCUGCAAGACCGGGGAGUGCUGGGGCUCCAGCGGCUGGAGUGCCAUAGAGCCCCAAAACCCGUAG
This is a messenger RNA of Chaetura pelagica (chimney swift), 1089 nucleotides long. RefSeq names its product nitrogen permease regulator-like 2 (S. cerevisiae) (gene NPRL2). Gene Ontology annotation, molecular function: GTPase activator activity. The annotation marks the transcript as partial. The transcript is spliced from 10 exons. The record is from RefSeq and is a predicted model, not a curated record. Gene Ontology annotation, cellular component: GATOR1 complex; vacuolar membrane. Lineage: Eukaryota; Metazoa; Chordata; Aves; Apodiformes; Apodidae. Gene Ontology annotation, biological process: cellular response to amino acid starvation; negative regulation of TORC1 signaling; positive regulation of autophagy.